UCCUUAAUCUAGGCUGAAAUUGUCGCAACCAUCGCUGCAAAAGUUCCCCACUGUUCCCAAAAUCCCGCAUCUUGGCUUUCUGUACUUGCUUCUAUCUGCAAGCGAUGCUCACUUGCUGAUUUUAUCGCGCGUGGGCUCGGGCAGACUUGGAAACCCCUCGUUGAUACCAGACCACACCGCCCCUCCACCUCCGACACGAAAUCUUGCGUUAAAUACUUUACCAAGACCUAUUCUUCUUCCGAUUCUACACGAAACCAUACAAUGUCCUGCCGAUAGAGUUUACCUCUCUCUCUCUCGCUCGGUGUCUCUUGACCCUCUUGUGUUUCUACUCGUCUUCUUUUUCUGCUUCCGAUCUGGCUCGAAUUUCCUCCUACUCCCCAUGGCGGCUGCAGAACAUGCGAUCCCAGUCAAGAAUGAAAUGGCAAUGGAGCUCCCUACACUUCCACCCAAUCAGGGUGUUGAGGCCUUCAAGGAUAUAGUGUUCGGUUCUGCAGCAGGAAUGGCCGGCAAGGUCAUUGAGUACCCUUUUGACACGGUGAAGGUGCGGCUGCAAUCUCAACCCGACCACCUACCCCUUCGAUAUAAGGGGCCAGUAGACUGCUUUCGGCAGUCUUUUCAGACCGAUGGCUUUAGAGGACUGUAUCGAGGCAUCAGCGCUCCUAUGGCUGGUGCUGCCAUAGAGAAUAGCUGCUUGUUCUGGAGCUACCGCAUGAUCCAAGAUGUGCUAAGGUCGACAUGGUACACUUCAACAGACCCUUUACCCUUCUCCGCCUUAUUGAUCAGCGGCGCUGCAUCUGGAUCCAUUACUUCGCUUGCUCUUACCCCCAUCGAACUCAUCAAAUGCAAGAUGCAAGUACAUCAUGAGGGUUCUAGCCCAAGGGCCACCAGCCCGCUUAUUUUAGUCGCAUCUAUCUUCCGUCGAGAUGGUAUCCUAGGGUUUUGGCGAGGACAGCUGGGAACCCUCAUCCGAGAGACUGGCGGGGGUGCCGCUUGGUUUGGCGGCUAUGAGGGGGUCUCGGCACUUUUUCGAACAAAGGUCAACUCCUUGGAGCGCGAAUCAGCCUCUCUGCCGGUUUAUCAACAGAUGAUCGCUGGAGCAGCAGCUGGUAUCAGUUACAACUUCUUGUUCUAUCCAGCAGAUACAAUCAAGUCCCGUAUGCAAACCGAAGAUCUUACGCAUAGGGCGGUCCAUGGCCAACGUCAAAGCUUUUGGGGUGUUGGCAAGGCUCUCUGGAAGCAACAAGGGCUCCGGGCUUUAUACCGAGGUUGCGGGAUCACUUGCGCGCGAUCAGCACCCAGCUCCGCUUUCAUUUUCACCGUGUACGAAGGACUACGGAGUUAUUUUUGAUGAACUGCUCUGCAUUAGACUUGUUUUUUAUCGUUCAUUCUUCUUCUUCCUCUUUUUCUUUCUUUCUUUCUGUUCUUUUUCUAUCCUGGAUGAUACCUCUGAUCGUGUUCUUCUUCUCCCCCUCCCGUGUUCUUGCUCUAGACAUACAUUCAGAGUUCACUUCAAGAGAGCUCCUCGAGCUGUUGGUUAUGUAAAUCGAAAAGUGUUUUUUUUUUCCUUUUUCUUCUUUUUCCGUCUCUCUUCUUUGUGUGAUAUUUAUUCCCCUGACUUAUUCUCUUUUGCUCCUCCUGCGACUAAUUUUUUAGAAUAUUUCCUAUAUAGCUAGUUUAUGUCUUCGUAUAGAUAAGACGGGGACCAUCAGUUGAAUAAUGGAUAUGCUUCUGUACAGUGUCUUUCUGUCUAAGGCGGGGU
This is a messenger RNA of Aspergillus alliaceus, 1759 nucleotides long. RefSeq names its product putative mitochondrial ornithine carrier protein AmcA/Ort1 (gene amcA). Gene Ontology annotation, molecular function: L-ornithine transmembrane transporter activity. The record is from RefSeq and is a predicted model, not a curated record. Bases 380 to 1348 code for a protein of 322 amino acids. The transcript has 2 exons. Gene Ontology annotation, biological process: mitochondrial L-ornithine transmembrane transport. Lineage: Eukaryota; Fungi; Ascomycota; Eurotiomycetes; Eurotiales; Aspergillaceae.